UUUAUUAUGUUGAGUUGUUCUUUAAUGUUUCAAUUCGUUUUCGACGCAGUCAUGAAAAGUUUCUGAAUAACUAACACAAUUCAAUGAUGGAAGUGGAAUCAAGGCGAAUUAGGAGGUUUGGAGUUCAAAGGCACACACACGACAACACUCUUCUUCCUCUUUAUGCGUCAUCUUCCUCCUCUGAUAAUGUUUCUAACACCAUUUCCUGUUGGUAUUGCGACUUCAAAAUCUUCUCAUUUAACAAACCCCUUUUCCAAUUUGGUCGCAGACAUGCAAGGUUUUUGAAAGUAUGGUUUUCAAUUGGGGUUGGUUUUGCCCUUUCUGCUUUGCUUGGAGUUACUUUUAUUCUUCUUUGGGAAUUAGCCAGAGCAUUGCAUCUCUGUGGUGACAGCAACAAGCUUGGAAACCUUGCAAGUGCCUUGCUAUUUGGGUUCCCCCCUUUGUUGUCUGGUUUAAGCUUAUCACUUGCUGAUGCUGGGUGUAUAUGUAUUUCUACAAUCGUAUCUGUUUUUGUGCAUGAAUUUGGUCAUGCAGUUGCGGCCACCAGUGAGGGAAUACAAGUAGAGUACAUUGCCAUCUUCAUUGCAGUUCUAUUUCCUGGUGCUCUGGUUGCCUUCAAUUAUGAAUUGCUGCAAGCUUUACCACAUUUGACUGCCCUCCGCGUGUAUUCUGCUGGCAUUUGGCACAAUGCAGUUUGUUGUGCAGCUUGUGGAUUGGCAUUAUUCCUUUUGCCCUUGCUCUUGUUUCCCUUUUACAGCAGUGGUCAUAAUCCCAUGGUUUUGGAUGUACCCCCAACCUCACCUUUGUCUAGUUAUUUAGCUCCUGGUGAUCUUAUUCUCUCAGUGGAUAAUGUACCCAUCAGAAAUGCACAAGAGUGGUUGAAGCUUAAUACAUUGACAUAUAACAUCAAGCUUAAUAGCGUAAAUAUUUCCCAGCACACUGCAGAUUUGGGGGUUGUGAAUAAAAUGAAGGGUUAUUGUGUCCCUAGUUUUAUGAUGGAAGAAAGCAAAGUUACUGAAUUGCUGGAAAAUCAACACGCUUGCCCCAGUGAACUUACUGCCUUUGUAAAAGUUAUAUGCUCUGCUAAUAUGACACUGGAUGAUGGUCAGAGCAAAACUGAUAUUUCAAACAAGGGAUGGAAUAUGUACUGCUUAAACGCUAAAGAUGUUGUCAAACUUAAGAAGUGUGGUGAUGACUGGGGGCUUGCUACAACAAAGGGAAGUGGCUGUGCGUGCUCUCAGGAUGAGUUUUGUUUGGCUCCAGUUCAGGAGCCUGGAUUGGUAUGGGUUGAGAUCACUUAUUCAAGUCCUCAUGAAUGUUCGUUUCAUGAACGAAACAGGUUUCCUGUUUCUGAAACUUCUGGCCUUAAGAAAACUAAUUGUGGUGGGACUUUUAUUUUUGUCGGUGAUCUCAUCUCCAUGGCACAUUCAAUUCAGCUAACAUCAUAUCAGCCUCGCUGGGGACUAAAAGUUGCUACAUAUUUUCCAAACUCACUGGAAAGGAUUUUAAUAUGGACAUUCCAUGUCUCUCUAGCUCUGGCUCUUCUCAAUAGUUUGCCGGUGCAUUUUCUGGAUGGUGAAUCCAUUUUAGAUGCAACUUUAUCCCACUUUACUUCGUUAAGCCCAAGGAAGAGGAAGAAGGUUCUUAGAUUAUGCCUCCUUGGUGGGUUACUUAUUACUAUUAUUGGCUUUAUCAAGGAACUCCUUUAAUUGUUUUUUGAUAUCAUCAUUUUCUUUUUAUUUUUUAUUUUUUUAAAUGAGUAUGGGAACAGCUCAACUCCUUGAACGAAAACUGAAUGUUCAAAAUUUUGGUUGUAAACUAGUAGGAAUUAACU
Molecule: messenger RNA, 1834 nt
Organism: Gastrolobium bilobum
Lineage: Eukaryota; Viridiplantae; Streptophyta; Magnoliopsida; Fabales; Fabaceae
Product: membrane-bound transcription factor site-2 protease homolog
Exons: 10
Coding region: 84-1709 (541 amino acids)
Biological process (GO): membrane protein intracellular domain proteolysis; regulation of response to endoplasmic reticulum stress
Cellular component (GO): cytoplasm; membrane
Molecular function (GO): protein binding; metalloendopeptidase activity
Source: RefSeq, a predicted model, not a curated record